Messenger RNA from Solanum verrucosum, 1784 nucleotides. RefSeq names its product protein DA1-related 2-like. Gene Ontology annotation, molecular function: ubiquitin binding. The transcript is spliced from 12 exons. The record is from RefSeq and is a predicted model, not a curated record. NCBI's taxonomy places the organism in Eukaryota, Viridiplantae, Streptophyta, Magnoliopsida, Solanales, Solanaceae. Bases 10 to 1542 code for a protein of 510 amino acids.
CUUUUUCCCAUGUCUUCUUCAACUGUCAAUCAGUUUUCUCAGCCUUGCAUAUAUGCAGGUCACUUUGUUUCUUCAUACGCAGAGAGGAAGUCAAGGUUUAUGAAAUGGCUGACUAAAAUUUUCAAGGGUAAUAGGGGAUCUCCACGUGGACAGCAACCCCAGUUUCUAGGAGAUGAGAAUAUGGUUUGGCGUGCUCCUGCCAGAACAUUGGAUGAUCGCUCUAAGGCUAGUAAAGAGAAAGAGGAACUAGACCGUGCGACUGCAGUCUCUUUGUCCGAAGAUUUGAAAAGACCAGGAUACAAAGGCAGGACUGACAAUGAUGAAGAUCUGGAAAGAUCACUUAACCAUGACCUUAGUUCGUCAUCAUAUCCUCCAUAUCCUCCUCCAUAUCCUCCUCCGUAUGCUCCUUCAUAUGCCCCUUGGGAAUAUAAUCCCAGAAGUUAUAGGAUAUGUAAUGGCUGCCAUGGGGAUAUUGGCUCUGGCAAUUACUUGGGGUGCAUGGGAACUUUCUUUCAUCCAGAGUGCUUUCUUUGUCGUGCCUGUGGUUACCCUAUUACUGAACAUGAGUUUUCCUUGUCAGGGAACAAUACAUAUCACAAAUCAUGCUUCAGGGAAAUGACUCACCCCAAAUGUGAAGUUUGCUUCCAAUUUAUCCCAACAAAUGCAGCAGGCUUGAUUGAGUAUAGGUGCCACCCGUUUUGGUCUCAGAAAUAUUGUCCUUCACAUGAGCAUGAUGUCACCAAACGAUGCUGUAGUUGUGAACGUCUGGAGCCAUGGAAUGCAAGAUAUGUAUCACUAGGGGAUGGUAGGAGCUUAUGCUUAGAGUGCAUGGAAUCUGCCAUCAUGGAUACCGGGGAUUGCCAACCACUUUACCAUGCCAUCAGGGACUAUUAUGAAGGCAUGAACAUGAAAAUAGAACAGCAAGUUCCUAUGCUUCUUGUUGAAAGACAAGCCCUUAAUGAAGCCAUUGAAGGGGAGAAGCAUGGUUUCCAUCAUAUGCCCGAAACCAGAGGUCUAUGCCUAUCAGAAGAGCAGACAGUCACCAGUAUACUCAAGAGGCCAAGAAUGGGUGGUCGUGAAGUAGUGGGAAUCAGAACACACCCUCAGAAGCUAACUAGAAAGUGUGAGGUUACAGCUAUUCUAGUAUUGUUCGGUCUACCAAGAUUACUUACUGGUGCUAUUCUUGCUCAUGAACUGAUGCAUGCAUGGUUACGUCUAAAAGGAUACCGUAAUCUCAGCCUUGAGGUAGAGGAAGGAAUCUGUCAAGUGCUUUCCUACAUGUGGCUGGAAUCAGAGGUAAUGCCAGGAUCCAGAGAUAUGCCAUCAACAUCAACUGCUUCAUCCUCAUCAAUGUCGUCAACCAAGAAAGGUGUUAAGUCUGGAGUAGAGAAUAAGCUGGGUGAGUUUUUCAUGCACCAGAUCGCCCAUGAUACUUCUCCAGCAUAUGGUGGGGGAUUCAGAUCUGCUAAUGAAGCCGUGAAUAAGUAUGGUUUAAGAUGUACAUUGGAUCACAUUCGCCUGACAGGAAAUUUCCCGUUAUGAUUCCAUCAUUGUUAUUUUGUCAAAGGUCGCUUGUGCUGUAUGGCAAUCCAGAAAUCAUUGAAUUGAAAUGCUCCCCUGAGAAAAUGAGUUGAUCUUGCAAAGCUGGAUUAGCUCCUCUUAUUUUUUAUGGGUUCCGUCUGUGGACACUCAGUCCGAAAGAGAAGAUUAUAUGCCACAAUGUGAAUGAGAAGAAAAUGUAACAUGUAUUGCAUUUAACUGCAAUAAAAAUUGAAUUUGAAUGC